GAGUGGAGCUUUACUGUGCCCCCACGGCAGACUCGCGGGACUCCUGGCAGGCCACGGUGCAGCACAUAGCGCUCGAGGGCGGCUGCUUCGUCCUCUCUGCCAACCAGUUCUGCGUGCGCUCCGACUACCCUCCGCCCCCGGAUUUCGUCUUUUCCGCGUCCGGGCGGCUGGAUACAGACGAGCCGCCGCCGUCCGCCGUGGUGUGUCGGGGCGGCAGUGUGAUUGUGUCUCCGCUAGGCCGGGUGCUGGCCGGCCCAAACUAUGACGGGCAGGCACUGCUGACCGCUGAUCUCGACAUGGGUGACAUUGUACGGGCCAAGUUUGACUUUGAUGUCACGGGGCACUACGCACGGCCGGAUAUAUUUUCCCUGCGUGUCAAAGAGGUGUCUACAGUGCCUGUACACCACCCACCAUCCCCGUCUCUCCACCCUCCUCUCUUCACCCGCCUCCCUUCCUCCCCUUCCUCCCUCCUCUCUUCACCCGCCUCCCUUCCUCCCCUUCCUCCCCUUCCUCCCUCCUCUCUAUGCCCUCCUCUCUCCAACCUCUUCCGCCACCUCCCCUCUACCACUUGA
Closterium sp. NIES-65 is the source of this 572-nucleotide messenger RNA. Lineage: Eukaryota; Viridiplantae; Streptophyta; Zygnematophyceae; Desmidiales; Closteriaceae. The record is from the annotation of a GenBank genome assembly.